GCCCGUUGCAGAAAGCAAAAGUUGCAAUCGAACGCAACUCAGAUCAACCGCAACUUUGCGGGUGAUAUCUUACGCAACUUGCAAUCUAUCGCAAAUCUCCGUUGCAGAAAACUAGUUGCGAUUGAUUGCAACUUGCGUUUGAUUCGGGUGUGAGAAAAAAUAAAAAAUCUUCGUGAACGAGCCUGAUAUGGUCGCGCGCUGUUUCACCCGCGAAAAUUUUACAGAAAUCCACUGCCUGCACCGGAAAUUUCUGCAAAGAUGAUCAUGAGGUUCACCAAACUUCUACCCAUUGUUGCAGAUUUCACAAGUUUCAAGCCAAUAUAAAAAUGGAAGAUGAAAAGAAAAAAAGAGACGAAGAAAUUGGCAUGAUGGGGAGGUGCACUGCCUGUGCCACUAUGUUCAAAGGCACAAAUCUGUGCUUUUUGGCAAGGCUGGCCAUGCCAGCGUUCCGGUGGAGAAAAGAAAAAAAAAGGACUGGAAAAAGGCAACGGCAGUACUUAGGGCCAAUGGCUACCAGAGGGAGGAGGAGGAGGUCGUCCGGAAGUGGGCUGACCUCAAGCAAAGAGCCUUAAAAUAUAAGGCCCAGCGAAACAUGACAGGUGGGGGCAGCCUUGAAGUCCGGCCCACGUUAGAGGCUGUUCUGGAGGUUCUCGCAAGAGAAACGGUGCAGGGGGUAGUCGGGUCCUCCGACGAAGCAGGCUUUAGCUCGUCCCAAGACACAAUAGAUGGAGACAAUGAGGCUUGCCUGCUGUUCAGCAGCAUGGCUGCAGGAGCGUGUUCACGCACCCCUGAUCGUGUCAAGACAACCUCCACUGUCGUCAACACAACAACUACUGUCGUCAACACCGCCACCGCUGCUGUCAACACCUCCACUGCUGCCACAACCACUACCACAACUGCAAUACCUGCUGCAACCACCUCCGCCUCCACCACCAAGACCCCUCAAAGAAAACUUUCCUCAACUGACCAGCUUGUAGAGCUGGAGAAGGAGAGGAUUCGACUGCUUGAGAAACAAGUUUCCCUCUCUGCAGAGCGAAACUUGUUUCUCAGUAGAAUUGCAAAUGCCUUAGAGGCCAUUGAAAAAAAUGGCAUUCAGUCAUUGGGAAUGAUUGAAUUUUAAGGCAUUUGCAAUGUGUAUUUCAUGUGAUGUCCACCUUGGUAACAACAAGCUGAAACUUCAGCUUGUUGGUAUCAAGAUGGACUUUUCAUGAAUAUACUCUACAUGAAGGAAACCAUACUCUGUUGAUGAUUGUUUUUUUAAUUUGUUUAUCUCUUACAUUCUUUACCUAAUAUUUUCAAGUAACCUUUAAAAAAAAUCCUAGUUAUUCCACAGUGCACAUAUUGAGAGAAGAAAAUUUGGUACACAAAAUAUCGAUGGCCAAUGAGAGAGGCAUAUUAACCAUUGGAUAGGGCAUGAAUAUUGCAUUUUAUUGAUUUAAGCUGGGUUUAUUCCACAAAAAAUACAUAAUAUUGGAGAUACAUGUUCAUGUUUCAAAAAAAAAAUUAUUGCAAACCAACAAUUUAGAGAUAAUUAAGCUUUUGGUUCCUGAUCUGCUUCUCAUUUCACUGUGGAUGCUAUUUUUGCCCAAACUAGUUACAUUCACUCUGAAUGUAGUAACAAGGAGACAUUGUCUUCUGCGAUUCAUGUACAAGUAUGGUUUUCUUCACG
Messenger RNA from Lytechinus variegatus (green sea urchin), 1669 nucleotides. RefSeq lists its product as uncharacterized. The record is from RefSeq and is a predicted model, not a curated record. The coding region runs from base 593 to 1120 and encodes 175 amino acids. The transcript has 6 exons. NCBI's taxonomy places the organism in Eukaryota, Metazoa, Echinodermata, Echinoidea, Temnopleuroida, Toxopneustidae.